Siniperca chuatsi (mandarin fish) is the source of this 4551-nucleotide messenger RNA. It is a transcript of the gene inf2, whose product is annotated as inverted formin 2. Gene Ontology annotation, molecular function: actin binding; small GTPase binding. Gene Ontology annotation, biological process: actin cytoskeleton organization. Lineage: Eukaryota; Metazoa; Chordata; Actinopteri; Centrarchiformes; Sinipercidae. The record is from RefSeq and is a predicted model, not a curated record. The transcript has 23 exons. Bases 206 to 3988 code for a protein of 1260 amino acids.
CAGGGGCCGUAGCGAUUUGAAAUCGGUGCAAUCGCACACCACACAGGGUUUGACCUGCCACACAGUGCCGACAUUUUCAUGGGACCAUGUUUCAUUUUUUGGCAGAAUAAAAUGUUGUCUGGAUGACUGCAAAGCGCCACCCCCUUCCGAAACACACCAGAGGACGAUUCUUCAAGUGCAUAUUUAUGGAAUAAAACCAGCCAUCAUGUCAGGGAAGUCAGAUGGGAAAAAGAAGUGGGCGGCUGUCAGGGGUCGCCUGGGCUCCUCGCAGGACUCAGAUACCCCGCAGGAGGCUAACCUGGAGAGUGCUGAUCCAGAGCUGUGCAUCAGGCUGCUGCAAGUACCCACUGUGGUCAACUACUCUGGGCUGAAGCGUCGUCUGGAGGGCAGCGACCAGACAUGGAUGGUCCAGUUCCUGGAGCUGAGCGGGUUGGAUCUCCUCCUGGAGGCCCUGGACCGGCUCUCAGGGCGGGGUUGCUCUCGCAUUGCCGAUGCCCUUCUGCAACUCACCUGCGUCAGCUGCGUCCGGGCAGUCAUGAACUCCUCUGCAGGGAUCCACUUCAUUAUAGAGAAUGAGGGAUACAUUCGGAAGCUCUCCCAAGCCUUGGACACUUCCAACACCAUGGUGAAGAAGCAGGUGUUUGAGCUACUUGCCGCCCUCAGCAUGUUCUCUACAGACGGCCAUUGCCUGGCACUGGAUGCCCUGGACCACUACAAGGGCGUGAAGACACAGCAGUAUCGCUUCAGUGUGAUCAUGAACGAGCUGCAGGCCACAGAUAACGUCCCUUACAUGGUUACACUCCUCAGUGUCAUCAACGCCCUCAUCUUCGGGACAGAUGACCUCAGGAAGAGAGACAAGAUGAGAAAGGAGUUUAUCGGGCUUCAGUUACUUGAUAUUCUGCCAAAGUUAAGGGAGCAGGAGGAUGAAGACUUGAUUAUUCAAUGUGAAGCUUUUGAAGAGGCGAUGGCUGAAGAUGAGGAGGAGCUGCUGCGGGUCUAUGGGGGCAUUGACAUGAGUAAUCACCUGGAGGUUUUCACUACACUCUUUAACAAGGUGAGCAGCUCUCCAGCAUCUCUCCAGCUGCUGUCCAUCCUGCAGACGUUGUUGGUGCUGGGGCCCAGCCGCUCCGAUAUCUGGCUGGCUCUGGAGGCCGUCGCUAACAGAGCCAUACUGCUGGCCCAGGACUCUCAGAUGGAGUCCUGUGAGAAGAUCAUGCAGCGGCUGUUGUUCUCCAAAGGCAAGAGCUGUGAGGGUCGUCAUGAAGUGGACGGGCAGCUUGUGAAAGUGGAUAAGGCCAUGCAGACUGAUCUGGAUCAUCAGGGCAAAGAGAAGUCGGCCAAAAGCAUAACAUCCUCUCAGAAGCCGCUGUGUGCCGCUCCGCCCCCUCCCCCUCCACCUCCUCCUCCUCUACCCCCUGGGCCCCUGCUCCAACCUUCUAACCAGUGCCCACCUCCGCCCCCACCACCUCCUCCACCACUACCUGGAGGGUUUGGUGGACCCCCACCACCUCCUCCCUUGCCUGGAAUGCCGCCGCCGCCGCCACCACCACCACCACCACUGCCCGGCGGUCCAGGCAUGCCUUCCCCACCGCCUCCGCCACCCCUACCUGGAGGGUUUGGUGGACCCCCACCACCACCUCCCUUACCUGGCAUGCCACCUCCACCUCCCCCGGCCAUGAUAGUGGCUCAGAGUAGUCAGGCCCUGGGGUGCACUGCACCCACAAAGGCAAACCGGUGCCCCACCCUGAGGAUGAAAAAGCUCAACUGGCAGAAACUCCGCACUGUUACUGAUGGUCACUCCAUGUGGGCCUCUGUUCAGAAAGAGCCUCCUCCUCGGGAGCCGGACUACAGCAGUAUCGAGCAGCUGUUCUGUCUCCCGGUGACCGAGCACAAAGACAAGGGGGCAGCUGCUCCUGUCAAGAAGGAGCCUAAAGAGAUUACAUUCAUUGAUCCAAAGAAAAACUUGAAUUUGAACAUAUUCCUAAAGCAGUUCAAAUGCACAAAUGAGGACUUUGUAGCCAUGAUUCAGAAUGGGGACCGUACUAGGUUUGAUGUAGAGGUGCUGAAACAGCUUCUAAAGCUCCUACCAGAGAAGCAUGAGAUUGAAAAUUUGAAGUCCUUCCAAGGAGAAAAAGACAAGUUGGCAAAUGUUGACCGCUUCUACACCUCCCUCCUCACUGUGCCAUGUUAUCAGUUGAGGAUUGAGUGCAUGUUGUUGUGUGAGGAGACUUCAUCAGUGUUGGAUAUGCUCAAACCUAAAGUCAAGCUGGUGGAGGAGGCCUGCCAGUCUUUAAAAACGAGCACGCGGAUGCCCAGUUUCUGCAGGCUCAUCCUUGACGUUGGAAAUUUUCUCAACUAUGGAAGUCACACAGGGAACGCCGAGGGGUUCAAGAUCAGCUCUCUGCUCAAGCUUACAGAGACCAAGGCCAACAAGAGCCGCAUUACGCUGCUUCAUCACAUCCUGGAGGAGGCAGAGGCGAGCCACCCAGAGCUGUUGGCACUGCCAGAUGAUAUCGAGAUCUGUGAAAAAGCAGCAGGAGUUAAUCUGGACUCUGUUCAGUCAGAAGCCAGUGCCUUACUAAAACGACUGAAUGAGACGGCCAAGAAAAUCGCCAACUCUGUCGAAGAGAUGAAGGCGCAAUAUGCAAAAAUUCUUGAGGAAAGUCUGGAGGCAUGUCAGGCUUUAACUGAAAGGUUCACUGCGAUUGAGAAGCAGAAGACCGAGCUGGCUGUCUACUUAUGUGAAGAUGCCAGUCAGCUGUCUCUUGAGGAACUCUUCGGAACCAUCAGGACUUUCCGAGGACUUUUCAUCAAGGCACUCAAGGAAAACAAAACCAGAAGAGAGCAGGCAGCCAAGGCUGAGAAGAGAAAGAAGCAGCUGGCAGAGGAAGAGUCCAAGAGACAGAAGGGAGAGAAUGGAAAAAUAAUCAAGAAAGGUUUUGUGCCUCAGAACGACACCUGCAUCAUUGACCAUCUCCUAGCGGAUAUCAGGAAAGGUUUCAGCCUAAGAAAGACCAGGCCAAGGUGCGAUUCGGAAAGCCUCCCUUCUAGUGAAAUGCGUAGGGAUACCUGCCCAUCUGGAUCAAGUGUGACGCCUGUAGACGAAGAAGCCGUAGAAGUGGCCACCACUACCGCUCCCACCAAACCUCAGACAGAGGGUCACCAGGCAAGCACAGGUGGAGUGAACGGCUUCAUCAGCCCAUCGGAAGAGACUCCACCAGCACCACAGAGUGCGGUGCAAGACGGACCAGCUGUACCUCCCAACACGCUCCCAGGAGGACCAGCCAUGACGAUGCAGGCACCCCCGGAAAGACCCGCGUCGCUGCAGGAGGGGCAACACCCACCGAAACCUGCAGUAUCAGCGCUAGAUAUGACACGACCUCAGGUUGAAGCAGAACAUCAGCCAUGUCUCGCCACAAAUGGCUUUUCAUUGGAUUCAACUGAGACCAGCGUCCUCAGCCCAUCUUCCCUCUCAGAUUCAGACCCGCUCGAGGCCGUGUUAGAUGGCACUUCAAGCCUGGUACCUGAGAAGCUGAUGCCUGAGGAGCCAGCAGACAUUAGUGUGAAUGUUCAGAUCACAGAAAGUCCUUUACCUAAUACAGACAAUGUGACACAGAGUAGUGAAAGCAAUAUAAUGGGAGGUGGGAAAGGUGAAACUAGUAAUAAAAUAAGCCAUUUAACAGAGACUUUUGGAAAAGAGCAGGAACACAUUAUUGUAAAAACGCCCUGCCAAGAUGAGGCCGUGAAUUACAAACAUUUGGACCCUAAAAGCAAUGUGUCUACACUCAGCGAAGGCAUCGAGGGUUGUGACAUCCCAGAUGGACUGGGAUCGGAAGAUCUGCCAUCUGUGUCGGAAGCAGUGCCUCCAUCCCUUAAGCCCGAACCAAAGAAACAGCAGAGCCUCUUUAGACGAAACAAAAAGAAGAGUAAUCAAGGUAACAGUGGGAAAGGACACACUAAACAUAAAAAAGGCUGUGUGUUGCAGUGAGGUGACUCCAGAAAAAGGAAAUCAAGAGGAAAAAGAAAAUGUUAAUUUAACACAGGAGUUCUGAACUGGAAGGACUACAGUAUAUAUUAUUUUGUGAGACUACGUGAAUAUUGACUCCUUCGAGAGAAUGCAGAAGUCUUCCUUUUGCAAUGAUUUGUUUUUCCAAGACAAAGAAGAGUAAAAACAUCUAAGGCUGGGAUGUUCACAGCAUGGAUGUUUACAUGUCACUUUAUGUAAAUUAGCUGUAGUUUUCCGUGUAAAAUGAGUGGUUUUGAUUCAGAACUAUUCAAAAAAAGUUGAACAUGUUUUGUAUAAUUGUUGUAAUAUGCAGUGAAUGUGUUUUGCUAUAAGCUCUAUUUACUGUUCAGCACCUAUAGCGAGAAAGAUGCAGUGUUUGGUGCAAGCUAUUUAAUUUAACUCAUCAAAACAAAACUGCUUGAAAACCAUGUCUUAAUUUCUUUAUAUAUUAUCCAGAUGAGCUCUAACAGGAAAUAUAAGGAAAGUAUUUAAUGGAUUGUAACUUUUAAUGUUAAAUAUAUUUUAAUAAAAGUGAAUUUACUGUU